UUAACGUGCUUGUGACGUGUUCAUGUUGAUUGUGUGUCUCAGCUGCUUUAUUUUCAUCUGUUCAGGGUUUCAGUGUGGAGCCAAACUGCAUAGAGGACUUGCCCUGCUGCAAGACUGAGACAUUUGAAGUACGCUUCGACCGAGGAAGUGCCAACCUGCCUCUGGGAAAGGUGGACAUGCUCCUCCCCAUCAAGGUGGACAAACACGUGCGAGAGAGUGUGUGUUGGAAGCUGCUCCAGGAGCUGAAGAGCAAGCCCCAUGUUUUCACCGCGCUGCCCUCAGCUGGAGCCCUCUCACCAGGACAGCGAUGCGACGUGCGAGUCAGAUUUUCACCCACAGCAGAGAAAUCCUACAAAAGCAGUCUGAGGACUAACAUUUCCCAGAGCAGCCAGCAUCUCCAGCUGCAGGUCUCAGGGCAUGGGCUGGAGCCACAGCUGGAGUUCUGCCCCACAGUGCUUGAGCUGGGACCGUUGCUGCUGGACAGCCAUGGGGCGGAGGGGACGGUGCUGGUGAAGAACCCGUGCGAGCUCCUCGUUGAGUUUUUCUCACUGGAGUUUGACGAGGAGUACCUUGCCGAGGAGCAGAUCCUGCGGAUGCUGGAGGACUACAAUUCCCAAAGCACCUCAUUGCUACCUCCACGUGCCCCGGGUGAGAAGCUGCCCCUAGAGGUGCUGGAUUACUAUGAGGACCAGAAGAGGCUGCAGGAUGAGCAGGGAAAGUCCAAGACUGGGGAACCAGCAGGCCAGGCCAACGGAAACUUUGAAGGCACCCAGUUUCUGUCAGAUGAAGGAAGAAAGCCCUCUGCUGGGAUUGUUCACAGCAUUUCAUCAUUUUUGGUGGAAACCAGUCCAACAAGGUGGACUGUAAACCUGAAUGUGGAGAAAAGGAGGAGAAAGGUGUUGAGAAAAGACACAGGAGGGGCAAUAACCCUAAGCUUUUCACUUCUUUUAUGUCCAUUGUGGCAAAAGGGUGAAGGACUUCAGUGUCACCUCCAUCACUUCACUGCAGCCCGGAGUCGCUUUCAUUCCUACAGGCCCUGAAUCCACUCUUCUCUAUGUCAUUUUUGGGCACUGGAACAGGCUGCCCGGGGAGGUGGUUGGGUCCCCAUCCCUGGAGGUCUUUAAAAGAUGGGUAGACGAGGUGCUCAGGGACAUGGUUUAGUGGCAGAUGGGAAUGGUUGGACUUGAUGAUGCAAGAGGUCUUUUCCAACGUGGUGAUUCUGUUAUUCUAUGGUUUGUGGAAUCCUGAGAAGAGUCUGGGGCAGGGACAAAUGAGAAGCUGGGGAGGUUUUCCCCAGCUUUGCCAAAGGAGCACUUUUUUAACCCAGGAGCUGGUGGGAUUGGGGUGAUGCUGUUCCCUUUCCUAGACAGUGCCCUCUGUGGCACUGCAAACUGGGAUGACUUUUGUGGACGCCUUAAGGGCAGAGCUUGGAGCUCUUUGAAAAUGGUGUUCUGGUUAGUUCAGAGCCAACGCACCUCUAUAUUCCUAAAGCACCGAGCCUUUGGAUAAUCGCUUGGUCCCCAAAUGUAGCCUCUCCCUUGGGACUGUGUGAAAUGCCCAGUCCCGCCUAUCCGGCCCCUUACCCAACAGGACUUGGGACAAAACUCUCAUGAGGACCAUGUUGAUGGUGGAAGGAGGUUUGGCCCAGUCCUUUUAGGUAUUGCCAAAUGCUUGUUCUUUCCUCCUGUCACCCAUCUACUCUGACCAGGCACCUUCACCAGUAUCUAGGGCAGACCCCAAUCUGCACAAGCCUGAAGUAAGGGCACGGUGAGAACUUGGGUGUGAUGUUGGUUUCAUCGGGGUCUCCUCUUGCAGGGUCUGAGGGGAUGGGGACGAUGAUCAGGAUCGCAGGUAGGCAGGACGCUGACUUUUCUACUCGGUUCUACACAGCAGAGCAUUGGGCACGUACUCUGCUGAGACAUGAAGCUGCCCCAGGCCUUCACCUAGCUGGUGCAGGUGGCACAGCUCAUGCAUGUAGGCUCCCAUUCCCCAGAACAGGAUGGCCAUGUCCCUGUUGUCUUGUGGGACCACACUGCCUAUGGUCCCAGGGAGGUGGUUGAGUCACCAUCCCUGGACGUAUUUAAAAGACCGGUAGACAAGGUGCUCAGAGCCAUUGUUUAGUAGCAGAUAGGAAUGGUUGGACUCGAUGAUGCAAGAGGUCUUUUCCACCCUGAUGAUUCUGUGAUUCUGUGGUUGCCUCGUGGGAGCAGUUUCUUACCCGUCCUGACCCCCAAACCGUGCCCAGAUGUUGCCUUGGACAGCGCUGAUGAACAGAGGCUGGAGAAUGGUCAGAGUAGUGGUGGGACAAGGCUCAGAACCCUGUCCUGGAGUUGAGGUCACCGCAAGGGACAAAGUCCUCAGCUGAGGUGGAGGUGACCCACUUGGCUCUAGAGUUCAACACUUGUAGCCGUGCUCAAGCUGCCUCCCUCAUGGCCUUCCUGAAAGGGGCACUUGCCUUCCAACUGUCCUUGAGAAUUUGGAAUCCCGUAUGGGAGCUUUUCAGAGCCUGUUUUGAAAACAUCUCAUGUGCAAGUGUCACCAAGCAGUCAUCCUCUCUCUCUCUCUUAAGGAAAGACCUCAGCAGCGACUGCCCUGUCGCAGUACUGUGGCGCUGCCUGCUUGUCCAUUGACUCCGUGGUGAAAGAAGCCAUCUCAGACAGGAGGAGCUUGGCCGGGUCUCUUAGGGAGCGUGGGUGCAGCAUGUAGAAAUGCAAAGCCCUUUCACAAAGCAUCUGUUUGAAGCAGCCUCUGUUUGAGGGGCUCAGGCAGGGGUACGAUUCCUGCCCCUGCACGUCUUGGCACGUGUUCCUUUUUCUAGGAGGGCUGAAACACCUGUAUCUAUCUCAGGGCUGUUAGUAUUUCCUCAAAGCUGAAUCCACCUUGCUCCUCCUGGUUAUCCAGCAGAACUGCUGCCCAUUUUGAUGGGAAAAAACCCUCUGAAGUAGCUCACUGAGCAGCAGAUGGCUGACUUUGAGUGUGGCUUCACAGACGUGAAGUGGAGGGAAGAAUGAACUCUCUGGGGACUUUCAGGUGAGAGAGGCACUGCAGAUGAGCUCUUUUCUCCAGAGAUUUUUCCUGUACAUCGUAUCAGGUCACACAGGUCGUGCAUGUUUUGUGGUUCUCCACGUGAGACCAGAGACUUCACGGACAGCCGGUGCACUGAGCUAUGCAGGGUGAGGCCAGACCUUGGCUCUGGUGG
Molecule: messenger RNA, 3199 nt
Organism: Cuculus canorus (common cuckoo)
Lineage: Eukaryota; Metazoa; Chordata; Aves; Cuculiformes; Cuculidae
Product: hydrocephalus-inducing protein homolog
Exons: 5
Coding region: 177-1040 (287 amino acids)
Biological process (GO): axonemal central apparatus assembly; cilium movement
Cellular component (GO): axoneme
Source: RefSeq, a predicted model, not a curated record